Prorocentrum cordatum is the source of this 1290-nucleotide messenger RNA. The record is from the annotation of a GenBank genome assembly. Lineage: Eukaryota; Dinophyceae; Prorocentrales; Prorocentraceae.
GAGGCGAGGGAGACUGCUGAGAAGCUCCUGAAGGAGCUCGAGGCGCUGGGGGCGCAGUCGGAGACCAUGAUCCAGGAGAUGAAGGAGAAGAGCGAGCCGCUGAAGGAGGCGGCCGAGACGAGCACGGCCCUUGUGGAGAAGACGGCCAAGGCCGUUGAGGAGAUGGGCAACAACGCCAAGGAAAAGGUGAAGUCGGUUGCCGAUUUCCUCAGGGAGAACAGCCAGAAGAUGAAGGUCCCUCCGAAGGAGGGCUCGGUAGACAUCGCCGCCGGGAUCACCAAGGCAUUCAGCAAAAACUCAGAGCACACCCGCGAGGCGGAGAUUGCCAUCACUUUUGCGAAGGCCACGUUGGCCAAGAUGGCGAAGAAGGCCAGGGCAACGAAGAUGAUGGAGGCCAUGUCCGCCACUUUUGCCAAGUUCAACAAGGCAAAGGAUGGCUUCAUGAGCAAGGGCGAGGUCAAGUCUUACGCGAGGACCACCUUCAAAUUCACGCUGAGCGACGCGGCCCUCAAGCAGAUGUUCGCCCUCCUCGGCGCAGAGAAAGGCGUGAAGAAGGUGAUGAUCGGCUGUGCCCGCGAGAAGGAAAAGGACGAGGAGCGGAGGAAGGAGCGACUGGAGAAGGAGGCAGUGCUCGAGGGGAUGAAGAAAGAGGCCAGAGAGCAGAUCGCCAAAGCGCUGGAGGCGAUCCUUGCUUCGGAGGAGCUCGUCAAGAAGGCGGACUCGGCGGCAGCGGCGGCAUUCGGCAAGGCUUCGAAGACGGAGGCCUCGGGCAUGGCGGGAGAGGCAGACGACUUGGACAAGCUGGUCGCGGAGGCGAAGGAGGACGUCGAGAAGACGAGGGGGGCCAUGAAGAGCCUGGCGGAGGGCAUCGAGGACGACAUCAAAGCGUGGGCGACUGGCGAGCUCCGGGUGCUGGAGGCGAAGAUGAAGACCUGGGACGCGAGGGUGAGCAAGGUGACGGCCACUGCGGCCAAGAUGCGCGACAUUGCCAAGAGGAAGGAGCUGGCCGAGCUCGCUGUGGUCGAGGGCCGUGCUCUCGCCAUCAUGAGGUUCCACCAGCGGGAGGAGAAGCUCAGCAAGGAGCAGCUGUUUGAGCUCUUCGACGCCGAUAAGGACGGCAAGGUCUGCGAGGCCGAGUUCGUCAAGUUUUUCGAGAACUGCAAGCGCCCGCCGAAGGCCAACGCGGAGAAGAAGGAGGGCGAGGCCGAGGCCGGCGGCGGCGGACGAGCUGGAGCCCGCUCCCGCGGCCGAGAGCCUGUCCAAGGUGUUCAAGGGCCUGGACGAGGAUGA